AUGCGGGCCUUUUCACUUCUUGUCACAGUCCUCUAUGGAUUUCAGGCGACUGCUGCUACCAAAAUUGUCGCAGUUGCUGAAACUCCUAUCCUCGGUCCGUCCUUCCUGUCCAACUUUGACUCGAGCAACUCUAGUGCCAUCGACAAAGCAAAGACAGAAUUGUCGCACCAGAUCGGGUGCCUGUUCUCCAAUGGCAUACUCAACAGCACCGACUUGACCUUCCACAUCGACGUCUUCUCUGCAGCGACAAACGGAUCGAUCUAUACGUACUCGCAUGUCGCCAAUAAUGCUGCAAGUGUCCUGACUGCUGGAAAAUUCAACGACCAGACCAUCUCGCGAAUUGGAAGUAUCACGAAGCUGUUCACGGCGUAUGCCAUCAUUGCGAAGGGUGGUAUGGAAGUCUUUGGGCACCCGGUGGUCAAAUACUUGCCUGAGCUUGCGGGCAACUCGUCGACGAAUCCACUGAAACGGAUCAAUUGGCAGGAUAUCACUGUCGGUGCUCUUCUUUCCCAUCAGGCCGGAACUGGAGGUCCUAGGGACUUCUUGGUAAAUUACUAUAACCCGAAUACCACGGAGGCUGAUUCGGUAAAGUCCUUUCUCAAGUACAUGCGGGAUGUGAAAAGGCCGGUGAUUUCUCCCUAUCGCACCGCGAUCUACUCUGAUGCAGGAUAUGCGGUUCUUGGUCAGGUUCUGGCUCGCAUGGCAAACACUACAACGUACACCGAAGCUAUCCAAGAGAUUAUUUUCAAGCCCCUUGGCCUGAAACACACGUCCACCAAAGUUCCUAAAACCAGUGAUGGUUUGAAUGCGAUGGAUCGCAAGACUGUCCAGCCUACCUCUUCCUGGGGCCUAGAUAUCGAACUCUUUGCAUCCACGGGAAGCAUCUAUAGUACAGCUUCUGAUCUGAGACGCGUCGGUCUUUCUAUCCUCAACUCUGAACUUUUGUCUCCUGCCCAUAUCUCUGCUUGGAUGAAGCCUCGAAGCGGAACUGGUUCACUCGUUGAACUUGUCGGGGCUCCCUGGGAGAUUGAGCGGUUGGAAGUCCCUGCCUCGCCGGGUUCCAAUCGGACUCGAGUCUCAGACCUCUACACUAAAGUCGGAGGCAACGGCGAUUACAAUGCCAUCUUCGCGCUUUCCCCAGAUCAUGGAAUCGGCUUUUCAAUCUUACUCGGCGGGGAGACGUCGGAGCCCGCCCGCUGGACCCUGCGCGAUGCCGUUGGCCAGAUCAUAAUUCCUGCUGCAGAGUCCGCGGCCUGGAGUAACGCAAAGAAGAAUCUCGCCGGAACCUUUGUCCUGAAGAGUGCUCCCGCUACUAAUGUGACACUCACCGUCGAUGAGGACAAGUCCGGACUCGGCUUGAAGUCAUUCUGGAUCAAGGGUCAAGACACCAAAUUAAAAGGCCGCUUAUAUCCCAGUGGACUGAACUCAGUCUCUCGAUCCCUGGCCUCACUCUACAGGAGUACUGGACAAGUUUGUUUUGCCCAUCGCAUUGGAGAGCCCCAUCAACCCCUUCGUCCUCGAGCUGCCGUGGAAGGUGGAGCUGGAGGUCUAUUCGAUGACUCACUCACGUGGCAAGACAUUGAUUUUGCUGGAGACAGUACCGACGAAUUCGAUAUUUGCCUGGCCGAUAGAAAAGUGACCAAGGUCGUUUGGCCUUUCAACGGAUUGGAAAUGGAGCGAUUGGAAUAG
Messenger RNA from Penicillium diatomitis, 1689 nucleotides. Its product is annotated as serine hydrolase domain-containing protein. The record is from RefSeq and is a predicted model, not a curated record. The coding region runs from base 1 to 1689 and encodes 562 amino acids. Lineage: Eukaryota; Fungi; Ascomycota; Eurotiomycetes; Eurotiales; Aspergillaceae. The transcript has 4 exons.